Messenger RNA from Zeugodacus cucurbitae (melon fly), 2892 nucleotides. RefSeq lists its product as uncharacterized. NCBI's taxonomy places the organism in Eukaryota, Metazoa, Arthropoda, Insecta, Diptera, Tephritidae. The record is from RefSeq and is a predicted model, not a curated record. Bases 54 to 2426 code for a protein of 790 amino acids. The transcript has 4 exons.
UUCCUUUCUAACGCAUCAGCUGGCAACACUGUGCUUGUUUAUAUUUGCUAACAAUGCCGCGCAAAACCAAAAAAGUGCCAAUUUCAGCAAUUACGACAAAAAAUAAUGAAAUAUAUUUGAAUACUUCUAUAAAAAGUGAAAAUACAAAUUCCAAUCGUAGAGCUUUACGUUCGUCAAAUUUAGAUGUCAACCAAAAUUCAGAAUUAAACACAACAGCUGAGCAGAUUGGCCAAGCGAAAUAUGUGAGCAGCAGACCGACAAGACGCACCAGAAGUGGGAACAGUAAAAUGAAUACAAUGGAGGUUGCCGAAGCAGCACCUGCAGAUAGGAGGCGUAAAACAACUGACGAAGAUAAGGAAAAUGCGGAAGGUGAUGAUAAAAUACCUGAAAAAGUUGGCAAGUUAGAGUCCAAUGAGCAGGAAGUAGCAGGAGAUGAUGAAAAAAUGGCAACCGAUGUGGUAGCCGCGGAGGAACCAAGUGCAGCAGAUAAAGGCACUGAAAAUGUGGAAGCUGCAAACUGUGAUGCAGUUGUGGACCAGUCACCUACAACUGAAGUAAAUAGCAAACCAACUGAAAAUGUCACAACCAGUAAUGAGAAGAGUGAAAAUGAAGCGUCACCGGCACCAACGUCAACUGAAACCACAAACAAAGAAAGCAGAACUGCACAAAGAGCAGACUCCAUUGAAAAACUAACAACGCUGUUCUCCAAUUUAUAUCUGAAUUCAGUGCAACGUUUGUGCUUGGAAUUUCCGCCACGCUGCGCUGAGGAUUUGGUGUAUUGUCGCAAACAACAUUACCAACAACGUUUCAGUGAAAUGGACAAACCAAGCGAAGCGCGUUUAAUGCAGUUACGUUGUACAUUAAAACAACAACGCUAUCUGUCAUUUCUUAAUCUUGCAUUGGAUAUGUGUCAACGGCAUGAAUUCCCCGGAGAGGAUACAUUUACAAACUUAAUUGAAUUGAUUUUGAGCCUCAAUCCCAAAACCGGUGAUGCCACGAGCAUGCACACAUACCACAAAUCUAUUGAGUUGUUCAACUACAUGGUGCGCACAUUUCCACCUUGUUGGCGUGCAACACACACCGCUUACAUUGGCUUCUUUCAACGUCCCUUGGAUGCCGAAAAAUUAAACAACAAAUCGAAAAGUGGCGACAACCGUUUAUCCAAAUCGAAAAAAGUGUUCGACAUAUUACUUGAUUUAACCGAAAUUGUAUUCAACGAAUGCACCGCCGAAGAGCUAUCUAAGUCUACUGAACCCAGCACACCAACUGUGAAAAAUAAUAGAUCGUUGGUGUCGGAAACACCAGAAAGUGAACUUUAUGAUCAUCACAAAUGGGAAGAACGUGACACCGACUUGAAUACUUUUACAGCGCUCAAGGCAACAGUGCGUUUAGAGCGUCUAUUCAUUGUUCUGCGUUUAAUUUUGCAAAUACUCGAAAGUGAUUUCGUCAUGUGGAUGUUGCAUCAUUAUUCGAAAGAUAAAAAUUGGUUAUUCUAUAAUGACAGCCGACCGCUGGCGGUAUUUGUGCUUGGCAUAGCAGAGGAAGCGCAUUUGAGCAAUUUGGGUAGACAGCUGUUCCUACUAUUCGCGUUGGGCGUGAAUAAAGGACUGAAUGUAGACUAUUUAAAAAUACUCGAGCGCUAUAUAUCAUUGCUGUUGGUCAUCAGCAAUACGGCUGACAUUGAACACACUGUUUUGGGCGUCAAAUAUCCGCGUCUCGGUCCAAACACCAAGCAAGCCAUAUACGAUUUCUUUCGUAAAUUCAAAGAUCGCAAUUUAAACUCUUCAAUUGGCAACUACAUCAACGCUAUUGAUGUGCUACGCAUACCGUACGUGCGCUACACAUUUAUCGAUCAAUUUUUGCAAAUGUUUGGCUUUUUGUACGCAGAGGAAUUCUCACCCGAAAAAGUAUUCAACUACAUACGUAAGAAACGUUGGCUUAAACAUAAGAAAGAAGCGGAGCUACAAGCGGCCAUGGAAGAUGCCGGCGAUGUUGUGGAUGAAAUCUCUUGCGAGCAACAUCUCUCACUACUCUUGGCAGCGCUAAAAGCCUACUGCAAAUGGCAUGCUUCGAAGGAAUUCAUGCAAAUAAUAUUGAAUAAGAGUAACGUAAGCAAUUUAAAGAUCACCGCACAUUCCGUGCAUCAUACGCCGAUCGCUUAUGGUGGUCUCUUGAAUUUGGCGCGCAUGGAGAAUGAAAUACAUGCGUUGGAGAGUAAGCUGCGUAAGACGGUGCGUGUGGCGAAACCUCUAAUCGAUUUGCCACUCAUGGAUAUUUGUAUUGAUCAGGAUUUGCGUAUAAAAUAUCGUAACGAUUUGAAAUAUUUAAAUGCUUUGCAAGUCAAAGUGGCCGAGCAAAGUGCGGCACAUCCAGAAGUUGAUUUUAGCGACUGGCAGAUAUUUCUGCUCGACUUCAAAGUGGAUUAAGCGGUUUUGAUUUAAAGCAUUUCUUUCUUUCUUUUAUGCUCCCAGUUAAGAAAUGCUUUUUUAUGAAAUUUAAUUGUGUUAUUAAGUUUAAAAAAUAUAAUAUAAAUGCUCUUAUAAGCUUACUUACCUUUUCUAUGAACUAUGCGUUGCAAAAGUAUUAUAUAUACCAGUGCAUAUAUAUUCUUGUAUAUUAUCCGGUAAACAAUAAACACAUGAUUUUUUUUUUUUUUUUUUGAUUUUAUGACAAUUUUUUUGUACACUUUUCUGCGCCUUAAAACAUACUAUUUCCUUUAUUUGUAUUAUUUUGUUCAUCUUAUGAAUUUAUAUCGCUUACUAAUCAUAUAUUUAAUAAUUAUAACAUUUGUUUUGCUGCAUUUGCUAUAUCUUGUAUUCAAUACAAUACCUUCUAUAAUUGUUUUUUUUUUUUAGCUUAUUAUCAUUGGUAUAGUAUACUGAUUCUUUUAUA